AAUCGCGUCGUGUCCUUUCCCCCAAAACCACACAGCUGCAACCAAGCAGACCUGCGCGCCGUGCUCGACGACGGACGCGCCCCCCCCUCGACGCCAGCAGCGACACCGCCGACGGCCAGUAUAGGCGGACACGAUUGAUUGAACAAAGCCAGCGCCCGCACAGCGGCGACCAAGCUGACCAAGAUGCCUCUCAACCUGUUCCGCGUCCUGGGGGACUUCUCCCACCUCGCCUCCAUCCUCAUCCUCCUUCACAAGAUGACGCAGCUCAAUAGCUGCGCCGGCAUCUCGUUCAAGUCGCAAACUCUAUACCUCAUUGUCUACGUCUCGAGAUAUCUCGACCUCUUCAUCACAAAGAGCAUCUACAACGUCAUAUUCAAGAUCCUCUUCAUCUCGGCACAGGGCUACAUCAUCUACCUCAUGACCAACGCCUACAAGCCGACCAACGACCCCAAUGUCGACACCUUCCGGGUCCGGUACCUGCUCGGCGGCGCCGCCGUCAUGGCCAUCGUCUUCCCAUACUACUGGACCAUCCGCGAGAUGCUCUGGGCCUUCAGCAUCUGGCUCGAGUCGGUGGCCAUCCUGCCGCAGCUCUUCAUGCUGCAGCGCACCGGCGAGGCCGAGACCAUCACGACCCACUACCUCUUCGCCCUCGGCGCCUACCGCGCCCUCUACAUCCCCAACUGGAUCUGGCGCUACUUCACCGAGCCCGAGCACAGCGUCGACUACAUCGCCAUCAUCGCCGGCAUCAUCCAGACCGUCCUGUACAGCGACUUCUUUUGGAUAUACUACCAGAAGGUCUGGAAGGGCCAGAAGUUCAAGCUGCCCGUGUAAAGAUGACGGGAUGAUGAGCGUCAAAAUGGGAGAGAGGACGACUGAAGAACCGAAGGGCCGAGAUGCAGGGAAGUGGAUUGGUGUCUCGAUUAUAUUUUCAAGAAGCCUCAGAUGACGCCACGCCACGCCAACCAAGACAGACACCAGCCGUCGGUUUCGAGCGAAUACUUGGAUUCGAGCAUGUUUGUGUGGGAUAUGCGGUCCAAGUAAAGUGGAAAAUGAAAGGGGAGCGAUGCCGUUGAGUAAAGAAAUGUCCGAUUGGCGCUAUUUCUGGUUGGGUCACGCAUUUCACACGGCUUGUUUGCAGAAGCCCCGUGAGGCAGUUUCACAGGGGAGCGCAUUUUCGGCGUUUUGAGAGGGAUGGAGGGAUAUCAUAGCCGGUUUCUUUUCAUUGUUUGUCAUCGAUCCGUCAGCUGAUUACACCGACUUUCUGGGAGAGCAGAGGCGAUGGGGACCUCUUGCUUCUUGUCGUCUCGGAUGGUCAAAAACGGUGUUGUGGUCUAUGGGAUACCUUUUUUGUCCAGGAGCACGCCUGCUUCGUGCUCUGUCACUGUUUCUUUCUCUGUCGACUUUAUUCUUGAACAUACUAAAACUCGAGCCUUAAAAAGCAUGUAUCUGGUUUGAUAUACCAUUUUAUUUCAUCACGCUGUUUCGGUUUGACGUGUUUCCGGCAUGAAGAUUGUUAUGGCGGUCGUUGAGGAUGGG
This is a messenger RNA of Gaeumannomyces tritici R3-111a-1, 1536 nucleotides long. RefSeq lists its product as hypothetical. The transcript has 4 exons. Gene Ontology annotation, biological process: endoplasmic reticulum to Golgi vesicle-mediated transport; protein retention in ER lumen. Gene Ontology annotation, molecular function: ER lumen protein retrieval receptor activity. The record is from RefSeq and is a predicted model, not a curated record. Gene Ontology annotation, cellular component: membrane; endoplasmic reticulum; cis-Golgi network. NCBI's taxonomy places the organism in Eukaryota, Fungi, Ascomycota, Sordariomycetes, Magnaporthales, Magnaporthaceae. The coding region runs from base 184 to 831 and encodes 215 amino acids.